Molecule: messenger RNA, 1331 nt
Organism: Puccinia graminis f. sp. tritici CRL 75-36-700-3
Lineage: Eukaryota; Fungi; Basidiomycota; Pucciniomycetes; Pucciniales; Pucciniaceae
Exons: 1
Coding region: 1-669 (222 amino acids)
Source: RefSeq, a predicted model, not a curated record
AUGACGAAUCAUUGCGGCAGACCCCCCAAGCACCAUGCUGGGCCUGGGCUCGGCCAUAAGGGUCCAAUGACUCAAAACCCGGUUGUGCAAAGCCCCACAGCUCAUCUUGAAAAUAUUUUGAAAGAAGAAAACCUAGCCACUAACCAAACUUCAGACACAGCAGCUCCCAGAAAAAAUUUCCUAGUCACCAAACCAUCUUUUGAUACACCAGCUCUUCUUAAGAAAUUUUCAGCCACCAACUCAACUUUUGAUGAACCAGCUCCCCUUGGCUCAACUUCUGACACACCAGCUCUCCAAAAAAUGUCCCAGUCACAUCCACCAGCUCUGCUAGAGAAAUUCUCAGCCAGCAACCCAAUUUCUGAUGAGCCAGCUUCCCUCAGAGCUCCCCUCAGCUUAGAUUCUGAAACACCAGCUCCCAACAAAAAUAUCCUAGACAGCAACCCACCCUUUGAUCCACCAGCUCCACUCAAGAAACUUUCAGCCACCAACCCAAUGUCUGAUGAUCCAGCUUGUCUUGGCUCAACUUCUGACGCACCAGCUCCCAGCAAAAAUGUCCUAGUCACUGACCCAAAUUUUGAUUCACCAGCUCCACUCAAGAAAUUCUCAGCCACUGACCCAAUGUCAGAUGAACCAGCUCCCCUUGAAAAUGUUACAAACCCAGAGCUAUAACCCAAGUGUCUUGAAUAACAGCCAGACCAAACUCCAAUUCUAGUUCCACUAGGUGGCAUUUUCAAUGCUGAGCCUUCCACUCAGUCAAAUAUGCCUCAGUCAACUGCUGAAAUAACAAAGGAUUAUCUACCACCUAUAACUAACUUAUCUGGACCCUCAGCCCAUCAAACCACAUUCUUGGACUCAAUAGCAGCAUAUAUCAACCAUUCCUGAUGAAACACUUUUCAACUCACCCCCACUAUAUGAAAUGCCUCAUCAAUCAAAGUAUGCAAAAGUUAAUCCUCUAGAGCCUCAAACUGUUAAUCCUCUUGAUAUAUUCUUUCCAGCUGCAAAUCACUCAUCUCUCCCAGUGGAUGAAAUCUUACUUGGUGACAACAAAUCAAAUCCUUCCAACACUCCAAAAUCACUAUCACUAAGAUUUAAAAAAUCAAAAGGAGUGGCCAAAAAUACUAGCAAACCACUGGAUGUCAAUCCAUUGAUCCAUUCCAAGACCCAACAACCCUUGACAUUUCCAUCAAACAAUAUGUUGUCCAACAAGAAACUGAUUUCCCAUAAAAAACAACAUGCCAAAGAUACUAGCAAAGAUCAUAGUCAGCAAGCAUCAGGUACACAUCCAAGAGAUCCCGGGGAGGGAUCAGUUGAUGAUAACUGCUUGGAAAAAU